Messenger RNA from Pestalotiopsis fici W106-1, 3720 nucleotides. RefSeq lists its product as uncharacterized. Bases 1 to 3720 code for a protein of 1239 amino acids. Gene Ontology annotation, biological process: protein phosphorylation. Gene Ontology annotation, molecular function: protein kinase activity; ATP binding. The record is from RefSeq and is a predicted model, not a curated record. The transcript has 2 exons. Lineage: Eukaryota; Fungi; Ascomycota; Sordariomycetes; Amphisphaeriales; Sporocadaceae.
AUGGACCAGGAAAAAUCACAGCAGAACCCUCACCGUCUCCAUACCGACCUCCCUCCCCUCCACCAUCUUUUCCCACGGACUGUACACAACACGCCCAUCUCAUCACCUGGGCUCUUCAGUCCUUCAACCAACAGGACGCAAAUGGCGUAUCCCACCACCUCCGUGUCUGAUGCGUCGACACCGGUGCUUGGGGCUCUCAGCAGCCCCUACCUUCACCCGCUGCAGAACCACAGAGUUAGAGAGACCAACAAGGCUCUCGUUGAUUUGGAUCUCAUGACGGGACGAAAAAUUAUCAACCAGUAUGAAGUGAUCGAAGAAAUUGGCCGUGGCGUUCACGGAAAAGUGAAACUAGCUCGAAAUCUCGAAACUGGCGAGAAUGUUGCCAUCAAGAUCGUAGCUCGCUUCUCCAAGAAACGGCGUCUCGGCAAGGUCACGGCCAUGUCACCACAAGACAAGACUAGGAAAGAAAUCGCCAUCCUGAAAAAGAUCAGGCACCCCAAUGUCGUUGCGCUAUUGGAAAUUAUCGACGACCCGGAACUCAAGAAGAUUUACAUGGUUCUCGAGCACGUUGAGUUGGGCGAGGUUGUAUGGCGGAAGAAAGGUCUUCCAUGGAUAUGUGCCUUCGAACGCCGGCGUAUCGAAAAGGAACAACGUGGCGAGGUCGACACUGAGGAGGAAGCCGAAUAUUUGAAACUCAUGGACAAACGCGUUGCCAUCAAGGAAGUCAAGAGAGCAAGGAUGCAGCAGAAGCAGCGAGGUGCAGAGGACUACUGGAGCAUCGAGUACGGUGCUGCCAACGAUGAAGGCUCACUGUCCCUCCCACGAAACGCAUCGAAAGACCAUUCCUUGUUCCAUCAAUUGGAAAUGCGUCAAGAAAGCGCACGCGAGGCACAUAGGAUUGCUUCCGGAGCACCUUCCCUGAAAGAUGCGUCGAGGUCAAGCACGCCGCAACCUUCUGAACCGGAUAUCUCCUCCGUCUUUGCCGAUUAUUCGAGCGACAUGGAGACACCCGGUCCUCUGCUCUCCCAGCCAGGGUCUUCCACGGCACUAGACACUGCCAUAUUCAAUCCUGAAGAGGCCAUGUCCCGUGGCAGAUCUCCGAGCAUGGCAGAUUCCAUCAUUUCACACAUGUCAUCCGUUGACUUCGAUCGUCACUCGCAUGAUUCCUUUGCUGACGAUUUCUCCUAUGUUCCAUGCUUCACGAUCGAGGACGCCCGGGCCACUUUCCGUGACACUGUUUUGGGACUCGAGUAUCUACACUACGAGGGUAUUGUUCAUCGGGACAUCAAGCCUGCAAACCUCUUGUGGACCCGCGACCACAGGGUAAAGAUUGCCGACUUUGGUGUGUCCUACUUUGGUAGACCUGUGCGCGAUGAGGAUAUGGACGAAUUUGUUUCUGAAUCCGAAGCCCGUGAUUUCGAUGACGACCUGGAACUGGCCAAAACCGUUGGUACUCCGGCCUUCUUCGCACCGGAACUCUGCUACACUGAUCUCGACCGAGAGCAACAACCCAAGAUAUCCGAGCUCAUCGAUGUAUGGUCUCUGGGUGUAACCCUAUACUGUCUCAUUUUCGCCCGUAUUCCCUUCAUGGCCGAGGACGAAUUCCAGAUGUUCAAGAAAAUUGCCACGGAAGAGGUUCACAUUCCACACCAGCGGUUGAAGCCAGUCGACCCUCUGACCAAUCCAUCUACGCAAUCACUCUACUUGCGACCCAGCAGUGCUCCCGGAUAUCGCGGAGACGAUGAGAUAGUAUACGAGACUCUUGAUGAGAAUCUCUACGACUUAUUGUGCAGGAUGUUGACCAAGAACCCCGACAAGCGCAUUCGACUUCGCGACGUCAAGCGGCAUCCCUGGGUCAUACAGGGCAUUCCAGACGUGGUGGCGUGGCUCGACGACACGGAUCCAUCACGGCAAUCUUCUGGUCGCAAGAUUCAGGUCGAUGAAAAGGAUAUUGGUGGUGCUGUUGUGCCCCUUACUUUCCUCGAAAGAGUGCGAUCUGCUGCCAAGAAAGCUGUGGGCAAGCUCACAACACACCGGUCAUCAGACAAGGUUGAGAGCCAAGCCACCAGGAAAAGGGCCAACAGCAGUGCAAAUAGCUCAGCAGGUGAAAGCGUGGCAACAACCCCUGCAUCCCAUAUCUUUCCCAGAGAUGCUCGCCGCAAGAGCAUCCGCCCUGACGACUAUUCCACGGCCAAUGAGCAUCAUCCUCUUGCACAAAGUGUGACAGCCAGCCCCCAGGGCUCCCCGGAUGACGGUUACGAGCCGGAACAACACUCGCGACGAGCGACUUUGGUAGGCGGAGAUUACAGCGGCCGUCCCAGUAGACCUGCCAUCGAUUUUAACCCAGACGCAGAUCUCCCGUAUAGGCCUUCGUCACGGAUGUCAACGUCAUCUAGCAAAGCCUACCAACAAGCAGCCCAGCCAGCUCACCUGCGCACGCAAUCAAUAAACAACGCAUUCCUAACGUUAACGGCUGCCCCCGCGGCAAUCCCGUAUACAACGCCAGCCACACCAGCCGGCGGUCUUGAUUCUCUGGUGGAUCCAAUGGCAUCUCUCAGGAAAGCCCGCGAUGUUCGACCGCUUGAUGAUGGCUCUCGCUCACGCUCCGUCGACCGAGGUUUAUUCGCCAGUGCCGACAAGCGUGCAGAGCCAAAGGUGUCUCUCAGCAAUGCCGUUGCUCCGGGUAAUGUGGAACUGCCGCCUCGGAGACCGACAGGCAUUGGCCUCUCUGAAGAUAACAAUAUUCUUGCGUCGCCGUUGUUCUUCUCCCCGAAAGCGAUCAGGACAUACCGACAUACGGAACCGAUAUCUGAUCCAAGUAGCCUUUCCACAAGUCAUCAUGAACGGCAGUUGUCUUUACCCGACACAGAUCACCGCGCCCUGACGUGUCAACAAGUCAUGGUGAUGGAAGGAAGAACGCCCCCUUCCAGAAUGUACAAACCAUCAACACCUGAAUCCUUUGCCAGAGCCCACCAGCAAAUGAUUCGUCGUCAACAACGCGAACAAGAAGAACAUGCCAAGAGGCAAGAGCUCAUUGCCUCGAGGACCGAGGUCAACCCUUCUAGCAUUCCAUGUCCGCCAUCACCUGACGAUGCAUACUUUAUGGAGAAGCCGUCGCCUCCUUCUCGACGCGAUACCAGUGGAACUAUCAUUACUGCCAGGUCAGGGUCGGUGGAUAACCAAACAACACCCUUGACAAGCCCAAGUGAAUUCACGAGCCCAGUCAGUAUGACCAAAGAAUCACGAGAAGACUCGCAAAUAUUCCGGUCAGACCCGUCUCUACCUGCCCUUCUCAGUGGUGCCAGCUCUGUCUCCGCAGACGCCGAGGGGGAGUUCCUUCAACGCCCGGGCUCUGUCGACCCAACGUCACACUUUGAAUCAAAUGGAGAUUCACGAACCCCGCCAGCAUUUGGCAAGAAAUCCGUACCCGGAUUCCCACUAGAGACACUGGACACCGAGGAUAGUGCAGUCCAUUUGCACUUUGCCGCAUCUUUGCACAGCCAGAAUUCCUCCAUCUACUCGUCACGAGCGGUCGAUGACGACGACGAUAGUGACAGCGACGAGGGUCUUGUCAUGGCCAAGACCAAGCGAAAGGGUCCAGCCAGGGAUCAGGCUGCUCAACCCUUGAGUAGGAUCGCAACUAGCGCAAGGCGCAGAGAUACACAAACCAGCGUAGGCAGUACGGAGACGGCCAAGAAGAUAAAUGUCUACGGCGACUAA